CAAACUUAUUUCCAAUUAAACUCACUUAUAUCUGAUACAAAAUCACGGGAAGCCAAUAAGUCUCCAAACUUAUGGUGCAUAUUACGAUGAUAGAAUUGUUAUCUGCAGGCACAGACACAACUACAACAACAGUAGAAUGGACAAUGUCAGAGAUUCUAAAAGACAAAGACAUACUAAACAAAGCAAGGGAGGAAAUAAAGAAGGUAGCAAAGGAAAGCCCCGCCAUUGAUGAAUCCAACAUUUCUAAGCUUCAAUAUCUAUGGAGUUGUGUGAAAGAAACCCUAAGACUACACCCACCUGCCCCAUUUCUUCUUCCACGUUUAGCUCCAAUGGACUGUGAAGUUACGGGAUACUCAAUCCCAAAAGACAGUAUGAUUUUUGCCAAUGUUUGGGGAAUUGGGAGAGACCCUUCAAUUUGGGAAGAUUCUCAAACGUUCAAUCCUCAAAGAUUUGAUGUUGGUUGUGGUAAUAAUGUGGAUUUUAAAGGGUAUGAUUAUAGGUAUUUGCCAUUUGGUGGAGGAAGAAGAAUUUGCCCUGGUCUGCCAAUAGCCAUUGUGCAAGUGCCUUAUAAGUUGUUUUGUCUGUCCUCAAAACUUUCGAAAAUCAAAGUAAAGGGAGAACUUUGAACUUUUCUGGAAGGAUCGACAUCCUUGACUUUUGCUUGAAGCUUGCAUGGAUAAACCUCUUCAUUUCUUUUUUAUUGAUUAUUCAUCCUUGUUCCUCAAAAUCAAAAGAAAUUCACUUAAUUUUAUUUAUUACUAAAUUUUGUUUGGAGCUAAUAUUCUCUACUAGGAUUGAUAUUUCUUUCUGUAGUCAGAUUUGUUUAAACUGUCAUUAAAUAAAUGACUCAAAUUGGUGGUUUAUAACCACAAAUGUUACACGUUUCAAAGGUCUCACUAUACUAUAACCACAAUAAACAUUGUGAUAGAUUUCCUCAAAA
Messenger RNA from Cucumis sativus (cucumber), 940 nucleotides. RefSeq names its product cytochrome P450 76C2-like. The record is from RefSeq and is a predicted model, not a curated record. Bases 72 to 626 code for a protein of 184 amino acids. The transcript has 2 exons. Gene Ontology annotation, molecular function: heme binding; iron ion binding; monooxygenase activity. Lineage: Eukaryota; Viridiplantae; Streptophyta; Magnoliopsida; Cucurbitales; Cucurbitaceae.